AUGUAUUUAUUAGGUGCUAAUGACGAAAGCGAGAAAGUAGACUGCCCCGAAGACGGCAAUCAGGCGGCGGCUUUUGUAGGGGUGAACAGCUCGCACUCCCUGGGGAAACAGCGCAAAGCGCGUUGGCGCUCGUACCGAGCGGUGCGGCGACGCUGGGAGCGUUCCGCAGCACGCGGCUGGGCUCUGCUACUGACCAGCAGUAACCAGAGCAUCCAGCGGAACCCCGAACUGCAGACGGAAGUGAGCUCAGGAGCGCACGAGGUGGAGCUGGGUGGUAGUGCUGGUGCCGGUGUCGACAGUACCGGAACCAGACAGCCUGGCGUCGAGGAGGUGGCAAAGGCGACUGAUGCGGCGAAAAGGGCGGCUGCUUGCAAGAAUGAUCGCAUCGGAGCAGGCCUGGUCGAAGAUAUUGUUUCUGUGGAAGAUUCCGAGGCCACCAAUGACGCUAUCACUCAUGCAGGUACCGUAAGCGACAAACGGGUCGUUUCUCGCGAUACCGGAACGUGCGCUGGUGUCAGUGCCCUGCCGCCUCUGCCGCGACUCUCCUCGAAGAAUCGUCAACAGCGGUUGCAGUUUGCCCGCCGUUCGAUCCUGGUGUCCCGGUCAUGGCGACAAUGGGAGCCACCGAACAUCGCGCCUGUGGCUAGCGUGGACUCGCUGACGCAACAGCAGAUGCCGAGAAGGCCCCAGAGGACAUUCAUGAUGCGUUUGCCUGCACCGCCGCCAGGCUCGGGGCUGCUACGUUUUCUGCCUGGGUCGAAGCGUGCCGCAUAUCGACGAGCUGGACAUCGUCUGUUUCAGGUCUUCCGCCGUAUGCAGCACACGGCGCCCGCGGAGGAACCCAUCUUGCCUUCGAAGGUAUCAGACCUAGCGGGUGAUCUUGGCCCUGAUCCAGAGCAUAUGAGAGCCAGCAUGGGCGACUUUGGCGUGCAACAGACGUCCACUGAGACGAACGAGAGCACACGAGCAUCAGCAACACCAGCAUCGCAGACGAAACGCAAUACAUGGAAUCGAACGCAAGGCUCGCAUGCACCCACUCUCCGAGGCCUGAGCCUCCUACCAGCACUCUUUCGUGACGGUAGAGAUGGCACUUGCUCUAGUGAGCGUCCGGUUGUGCAGCGAGCGUUUCACGAUCCCCUCCGAGUCACUCGCUUGCGCGCCCGUCGACUGCGUAGACCGUUGCUGCUUGCGUUGCGGGCAUCGCUGCUCUCGGUUCAGAUCAUUUUUCGGUCGAUGAUCAUGAACUUUCCUGGCAUGGCAAGAUGGUUGCGGGCACGUCAAGCCGCCCACGUGAACGCUAUGAUUCGAAAACACGCAGCGAUCGCUUUCCCGAUGCUCGAAGAGGUUGAAUGCACACAACUGGAGGAUGACGGGAGCAGCAUCCAUUCCGAUAACGAAUCGGGAGCAUGCACGCCUGCGGAGCAAAUCUGCAUCGAUGAGGACGGUGUCGCAGAAUUCCUGUGUGCAGAUGGCCAUGUAGACGCAUGCCUAGGAAACAUUGCCGGUAUGGCGAAGAACAACAACCCCGAUACAUCUCUGGCAUCGCGUGUGCCGUGGCAUUCGGAUCUUGGUGAUCCAGCGCCUCGCCUUACCGGUCCUGGAAAGGCGCAGGUAUCGAAACACACACAAAGUGAAUCCCUCACACAGGUGCUCGAUGCAGCAAGCGUGGGCUCUACGGGGAGCGCAAAUGCCGCUGCCGCCGCGUCUUGUACGCAUCAUCCACCCGCAAGGGCGACAUCCUCCCGCGGGACAUCACAGGCCCGGUCGAGACGCUUGCUCGAAACAGAUUCGCACUCGGCCGACGACGACGACGAGAACGACGAGAACGUGAAACUUUUCCAUGCCCGACCGUCUGCGUCCCUGCCACACGAAGAGGAUGACAAAGAUUCCCGAGAUCGUUCGAGCUGUAGGGUCAGCACCUUGGAACGGCCUCAACCGAAACGAGGCUCGCGACCAAACAAACGCGCGACAGCUGGUGCCUUCAAAAGGACGUUCAACGCAGGAUCGUCUUUAAGCGAGACCUCGAAUGAUCAUUUUCGGGUCCUGGAGAUAGGCGGUGUUUGGACGGAGGUUCUCGUGAUCCACUCGAAUGCGGCACAAGCGACGCGCGCAUCCCCACAGGCCGAGCGCUUGCCUUCGCUCGGUUGCAAGUCGCUGUCGGUGAGCUCCAUGGGAUCCUCAAUAGACCUGGACGACUGGAAGACGCCCUCGGGGAACGACAUGAUCCUCGAUGAUGGUACGGUAUCACCGGGAAACAACCGCAUUUCCGUGAACAACGGUGAACCUGCAGCCGCUUUGCAUCGGGGAUGCAGUGUCUCCCUGGGAACAGGCGUGCACCUGGACUCGACAAGCUCGGAUGCGCCGACGAUGAAUGGAAUGCGUCGCAUCCGCAGCAGCAGCAGCAGCACGCUGCCCUACACACGUACGUUCAUUCGAUCCCAGCAGCACGGUGCGGUAGCGGUAUCGCGUUCACAGCCGUCCGCGCAACAAGCACCCAGCGACUCGCAGCGGCAUCUCGAUACGAGUAGGAAUCCAGUCCAACCGGGGCGUCGUCGCCGGUGUCAGGUUGUGUUCCUACCGGGUAAUCCGGGCUGUAUCGAGUUGUACGAGUCCUUUCUCCUGCAGUGCGCAGCGAUGCUGGCUCAGGCAGGCAACCCGUCCGUUGAAUUCGUCAUCCAUGGUGUUGGACUCGCCGGGCACGACCUUAGAGGCCUGAAUCGCCCCGGACGCUUCUUCGACCUGUCCGAACAGACCCGCCACAAACUCGCCUACAUUCGGGAACACGUCGGUUGGUCAUUCGCCGAGGAUUCGAACUACAUCAAUGACGACAUCGACAUCGACGAUAACGAGGACCUCGUCUUGAUUGGCCACAGCACCGGUGCACAUAUCAUCUGCCGGAUGCUGGAAGCGAGUCCAGCGCUAGCGGAACGAGCGCAUGUGAUUCUACUUACCCCAGCGAUCGCUGAGGUUGCCGACGGUAUCCGCACCGCUUUCCGUCAACGAGCGUUUAUAUUUCAGCGCGGAGCUCGACACAUUACGGCGGGUUUGGCGAGCAUGAUCCUCCGCGUCGCGCCCGAGCGUAUGGUCAGUGAUCUCAUUGAUGAGUUUCUGGCACAUCGGGCGACACCUCAGGUUGCUCGCCGUAUUCGGGACCUCUUCCGACUCGCCGCCGACAAGUACCAUCUUUUCCUGAACGUUCUCGCGCUUGCUGCUGACAAGUGUCUUCACAUUGGCGACAUGAAUAUCGCGCUGCUACGCCGUUUCGCGCGCCGACUCGUCAUGUACUAUGUGCCGGAUGACCCGUUUGCAACUUCUGAUCAGUGCGCCCGAGUUCGCCGACAAGUCCCCGAGGCACAUGUCGAGUAUGAGAGCGGUCAGAUUUACCACGGCUUUAUCUUGAGCGAGCAGCAAACCGAAUACGUGGCCCGCAAAGUCGUUCACUGGGUGCUGGAGGCAGUGCGUCGGCCGCCGUCUACAUCCGGUGCCGGUGGUUGA
Molecule: messenger RNA, 3495 nt
Organism: Cyanidioschyzon merolae strain 10D
Lineage: Eukaryota; Rhodophyta; Bangiophyceae; Cyanidiales; Cyanidiaceae
Exons: 1
Coding region: 1-3495 (1164 amino acids)
Biological process (GO): lipid storage
Cellular component (GO): lipid droplet
Molecular function (GO): lipase activity
Source: RefSeq, a predicted model, not a curated record